Molecule: messenger RNA, 3520 nt
Organism: Schistosoma rodhaini
Lineage: Eukaryota; Metazoa; Platyhelminthes; Trematoda; Strigeidida; Schistosomatidae
Source: the annotation of a GenBank genome assembly
GAGGCGUUUAGUUAACCGAUUCGGGCGCUAAUCACAACUUGCUUGUAUUCCCGUGAUAAGUUCAGAGAUUUUAUAUGGUACCUCCUACUAAACGUAAGGCUUUUAAUGGACAGAAACUCAAACCAAUCAUAAAGUUGCUGCGUUCUCGUGAAUUAGGCACGAGUCAGUACAUUGGUACGGGUCAGAUACCAGAGUCUUCAUCUAAGUUCCCAUUCGUGUGGCAAAGACGCAGUCUGAAUCCUGGCCAUAGAAAUAAAAUCUUCGCUUGCCAGUGGAUUACCAAUAACCAUGUUGUCUAUGGUACAAAAUGUAACAAUUUAGUUGUAUAUGACUGCACCUCAAAUGAAAGCUUUAACAUUCCUUUGAUAAAAUCACCUACUCCGUAUGGAAAUUAUAUUCCUAAUGUAUCAAUAUUUUAGAUCCGCAAAUCAAAUUAACCCUUGUGCUUGUGGCAUUCAUUCCAUACAACUCAAUACAUCGAAAACUUUCAUUGCUACAGGGGGAGAUAAUGUCAAUCAUAUCGGAGUCUAUAGAUUGUCGGAAUUUUCUCCUCACUGUUUACUUUGCGAUUGCCAUAAUGAUUGGGUUUUUGAUUUACGUUGGUUGGAUGAUACCUGUUUGGCUUCAUGUUCGCGAGACUCAUCGUUAGCUUUAUGGCGGAUUCCAUCUUCUGAACAAAACCCUAACAAUGACAGUAGAAUAUACCGAAGUGCCGACGCCACUUCAGAUUCAUCUGUAUUCCAUAUCCGACGUCCUAUCGCGUACGCCAUGUCAUCUACACCUAAUGAUCGUUUUCGUGCUUUGGAGUAUCUUCCGACUCAGACAAGCCUUGCAGUUGUAUCAAUGUCGCGUCGCCUAUACUUAUAUGAUGCUGUUCGAAUGGGUUUGGAUAAACGGACACGUCCGAUUUACACCUUAGUUUUGAGAGAUGCUUAUCAGGAAGCUGUAGCUCUUCGACGUUGGCCAUCUGAACCUAAUUGCAUAGCGCUUGCAACUCAUCAUUGUGUACUUUUGUUUGACAUUCGAUGUUCUACAGUCAAGGUUGGAGCUGCAGCACGCUGUAUACUUCCCCCAUUAGAUGUAUCAGGUGUCCGAUCUUUAAACUUUGCUGGAUCAGUUCUGUCUUAUGGCACUUCCAGUGGUCAAGUUCACUUUUAUGACCUUAGAAGUGAUCAUCAUUUGCCAAUACAGUUGGACGUUGGGCCUGGUUGGUUGAAACCACAAACAUGUGACGAAUUCGAGGUACCGUCUUCUGUCUCUCCUUCAGUCGCCCCUGUUUCCAGACCGGUUUCACAACCUCAAGCAGUAGUUCCAAGUUCUUCUAACUGGAAUACACCUUCUCCACCACCUUCCCCUGCACAUCCAGCUCUUUUGACACGGUCUCUAAAUACUGUUCGUUCAUCACAACUUAGGGCUGAAGUUGUUAACAAUAUACGUGUUCGUUUAGACAGAAUCCAGCAUCGUUUGUCGAGUUUACGCAAUCGGCGUAGCAUGGCAGUGGCUGGAGCUUUAAACACCUAUCCAGUUGUUGAGGCAUCAGUGUCUGACAGGUCGAUUUAUGCUAAUCUUCGAAGUGAUACACAUCAACAGAAUGCCACUACAGAGGAUGGUAAUGAUUCUCCAUUGUCCGAAUCAUACUUCCCAGUUGAUGACCUCCAGUCAAACAUAAACAAUGAGACUACGACUGUGGGUUAUCCGGAUGGCAAUAAUCAAAGUUCAAGUGAAUCAAAUGAAAUUGAUACACCUUCUACACAUGUAGUAAUGCCUUUUGGUUUACCACGUUUACAAAUCCGUGAUCCACAUUUAGGACCUAUUUUUUUAGGAAUGAAUUAUUUUGGCAAUAUACAUUCUGAUUUUGUAUCUUUUCCUACAUUUUUCAACCAACGUCGAAUGUUGGCUGUUUAUACACAUGAAUAUGACCCUUCAGGUACACGUUUGUUCACAGCGGGUGGUCCAAUCGCUUCAACAUUUCAUGGGAAUGUCGCUGCCUUAUGGGAGUAAAGCUUGUAUUUUACUAGUACUACUAUUUGUUUUAUUUCACCAACAGUCUUUCUAUAUGUAUGCGUAUGCGUGUUCGCACAUAACUUACUGACCAUUAGAAAAUCCACUCACGUAAUGUAUUUACUUUUCUUGUUAUUGUCAAAAUCUUUUUCUUGUUUCUUCAGUGUUAAUGUAUCUAUUUGCUUAUUUUCUCCUUGACAUGCUCACUAUAUAUAUUCUUCACUAUCCUUAUCUACGUAGACUGUUUUAUCACUACUUGGAUGCUUUAUGUUGUUUAUACUGUAGCUCUACUGUUGUUCACUUCUGUGAUUUCAUUUCAGCAUCUUUUUUAUCUAUGUUCAGAAGUUAAUUUGUUGUUUAUACUUGUCCUAGGUUAAUAAUAGCUGAAUUGUUUAUAAUCAUAUUUGCAUUCAAAAUAAUUAUAACAUCUAUAGAUAAUUAUCAAGCAAAUUCAGAUACUCACUCAUUUAUGAUUACAUUUAAUGUUCGCACUACACGAACAUUUACUUUAUUUUCCAAGGCUUCCUUAUAUACAACAAAAUUUCUCUGUAUAGUCUGUACAUAUUACUUUCUGAUUAAUAACAAAUAAAUCGUAUUUUUCUCGCGUUCAUUUUGUAGUAUUUUUGUUUAUUUGCAAAUUGUUUUCCGUUGAAAUUCGGCUUUCAUCUUGGUUUGUGGUUGCUAUCUGUUAAUUUUAAUUCCCAUUUAUCCAUACAGUAAAGUUAGUCCUGAUUUUCGGAGGUGUUAUUAAUAAUUUAGGUUGUUGGCGUACACUUGAUUGAUUAUUUCUAGUUUUAAUUGGUGCAAUUACGUAAAAACGCUCCCGUACGCACCAUAUUUGUAGAAAUUGUACCUUACGGCUGGGGAAUGCAGUCGUCAAUUGUGAGUCGAUUCAAUACGGUACUGCGCAGUUUUAUGGACAGUAUGGGUCAGUAGAGGUUAUCAAUUGCUAAGGCGAUGGGCUUUAUUGGUCGUGAUAAUUAGAGGUUAUAUCACUCAUUUAUGAGUCACUAUUUGGUCAGGGUGGAGGAAUGCAAACACGGAUCAAACCUAAUCAAAAUCAAUCCAUUAAUCUGUUAUGAUUAAUGUAUAUUUACUAUUUAGGAACUAAAACGUGUCUGGGCUUGAUGGUUAAAGACGUUUAAUUAAACAUUAUAAAUUACAGUGCAGUAACACAAAUCGGUUCGUAGUUCCAAUCAUUGCAAAUUAAACAAAUUAUUGUCUUGAUUAUUUAUACUUGCCUUUUGUAGUUUGUUUACAAAUGAUUACUAAUUGAUUGUACUUGUACAAGACUGGUUCUAAAUAGAUUACCUCGAUUAUUUUGCCGAAUUCUGCAUUCUAGUUAGGUUAUAUUUAUGAGUUUUUAGGUGAAACAUUUUCUGCCGAUAUGAUAGUGUUUUGUCAAAGGUUCACUGUAAAACGUAUGAUUGGGAGAUGUUUGGUUUGUUAAACAUAUAUUACGCCUACACACUUCAUUUUAUUUAGCAAAAUAAAUUACUUCUGGGUAAUGAGUAGUCAC